Messenger RNA from Coccomyxa subellipsoidea C-169, 1272 nucleotides. RefSeq lists its product as hypothetical. Gene Ontology annotation, molecular function: oxidoreductase activity, acting on paired donors, with incorporation or reduction of molecular oxygen; monooxygenase activity; heme binding. NCBI's taxonomy places the organism in Eukaryota, Viridiplantae, Chlorophyta, Trebouxiophyceae, Coccomyxaceae. The record is from RefSeq and is a predicted model, not a curated record. The coding region runs from base 1 to 1272 and encodes 423 amino acids. The transcript has 10 exons.
AUGGAUAUUGAGGUCUAUGGAGAUGCGUUCACUCUGAAGCUGGCCGGACGCUCCAUGACAUUCCUCUUCAGCCCGCCUGCCAUUCAACACUUCUUCUCGGCGCCAGACGCUGAGAUUGCCUUCAGGCCGGCUAUCCAGCCCUUCACGCAGAGGGUGUUUGGGCUGCCAUCAGACAGGUUCUUCCCAAAACAUUCCGCCAUGCUGGCAGCUCUGAGGGGCCUGCUCGCCCCUGACAGCCUGCGCAGCCGACUGCAGCCGGUGGCAGCUGCCAUGCAGAAGCGGCUGCACGCAUUGUGGGGGGACUGUGGUGAGGUGGGCCUAUUGGAGGCAGUGAAGGAGGUGCUGUUUGCACCGACGGUACAAGCGCUCUUUGGCGCGGAGUUUUGCAGCCGCCACGGCCCGGCGGCGCUGGCUGAUGCGUUUUUCAAAUUUGAAUCCGGAUUUGAACUUGCCGCCUCGCCGCUGCCGCACAUCCUGCAGCGCAGCUUCUCCGCAUCGCGCGCCCGGCUUCUGGCUAGUUUCCGGGCAUCUCUGGCGGCCGGGGACUUUGAAGGGGAGCUGAUAGGCGACCUGAUCAGGCAGAGUGAGAUUGAGGCUGACCUGGCGCCCAAUGCCAUGCUGGCAGUGCUGUGGGCCGCCCUGUCCAACAGUGUUCCUGCUGCCUUCUGGUCGACGGCGUUCCUAUUACUGCCACAGCACUGCAGCCACUUGGACGCUGUUCUGAAGACACUGCCGCCGGCACUGCCAGCUGGCGCCACAUCAGCAGAGACCUGUGAAUACCUAGAGUCUCUUGUUCAGGUGGCGUUGGAUCGUAGGGGCCCUCUGGCGGCCACGGUGGCAGAGGCUGUUCGGCUUCGCUCCCCGGGCGUAGAUUUGCGCAUGGCCGCAUGUGACACGUGCAUGCCUAUGGACGACGGCCGCCAGCUCAGCAUAAAAAAGGCAUGCAACCUCAGUCAGCGUUGCAUACGAAUCACACAGUCCGGGCAGCUUCUUGCAGUUUCGCCAUAUGAGAGCCACCUGGACGAGCGCCUGUUCGGGUCGCGCGCAUUCGAUUAUAACCCCUGCCGGGGGGACCUGGCCGCCGUUACGGGCGUGGCCGGCAUCGGCGGCGUGGCCGGCUUUGCUUUCGGCGGCGGCCGAUAUAGGUGCCCUGGGCGCUUCUUUGCAGAGGCAGAGAUUGCUCUUGUGGUGGCUCUGCUGCUUUCCAGAUACAGCCUCACUCUGUCCACCAGAGCUCAGGAGACAGGUCGGCGUGCGCUGGCCGAAGAGUGA